AUAAUAUUGUUAGAAUAAUAGAAUUUAAUUUAUGUCGAUUGUUGUUAAUUUAAUUAAUAUUUCGUAUUCUCAUUAGUCAUUAGUGGUUUUUAAAUAACAACGAUUAAUGACAUAAUGUUAUUUGAAUGAUAUUUUCACGUCGAUAGAUACUCAAUAGGUCCCUGUUAACGUUUUAAUAAUUCCGAGUCCAGGCGCUAGACAGUCAGUGCCUUACAAUAGUUUCUUUUCGUUGUUAUCGAACAAGCGAACAGCGAACGUUGUGAAUAUGAAUUCCCGGAACAACUCACGUCUCAUUUCUAACAGCUUACCCAACUCCGAAAAUAGCGAAGUUUAUUUUUAUUUUUAGUGAUGAUGGUUUAUUUGUACGGAAUGAUAAUAUAAGUGCUUCGRUCCUCCAAAACCUCUCAAGAAUCAUGAUGCUCCAGUCUGAUGAUAGCAACGAUGGUCAUCUUGAGCAACCGAACCAAUCGAACAAUGUGAAUGAACCUAACCCUUUGAACAUCCCAAAUGUCCAAAACAUUGAAUCUGAUGAUGACGACAAUUUUGAGAAUCAAGGAUUUAUACUUGAAUAUCUUGAAAGACGUUUUCAAGAUACRGUUAUCCCCCCAUUACCUUUUAUUGAAACACCGUAUGACCAAAGUUUAACUGCAGCUCAUCAGUAUUUGGGAGAUGGACUUCAAGAAGCUUCUGGACGCACAAUAUAUGAAGAAGGCGUUGUUCAUUCUUUACCAAUUAUUUUUUUAAAGUUAAAUUUAAUGCCUGGACAAAUUCUGCCAAUUAUAGCUCAAUCUUCAGAUAUUAAACUUAUAUUAAAAUAUGCAAUAACUCGUAAUCGUGCAUUUGGAGUUUGCUACAAACUUAAUAAAAAUAAGCGAACAUUUGGUACAAUCGCUGAAGUUUUUGAACACUCCGUUGUAAUCGAAUAUUCUAUAUCUUUUCAAAUUAAAGCUAUGGGCCAUCAGCGCUUUGAAGUCUUGGAAAUUAAUCAAUUUCCUGAAAGUCAUGAACAAUCGCUUGCUUUGGCUAAAAUCAAAAUCAUACCAGAUAUUACAUUAACAUAUCCAUAUAACAAAUUGUGUUUACAUCCAAAGAAACGUAAUACGAGCCAUGGUCAAAUGUGCCGUAAAAGAGACAUGUGGCAAACUCAGUGGCCAGAUUGGGUUUAUAAACAGUUUGAUGUUAAUGAACUGGCUUCUCGCCUUUCCAAGAAAGUAAAAAUGUUGUAUAAAGAUGUAAAGAUCUCAGAUGACCCGUAUUUGUUGUCAUUCCAAGUGACAAGACUUGGUAUAUUUAAUCAAGAACAAGUAAGCGAGUUGCUUGGUAUCGAAUCAACAAACCUUCGACUUCAAUAUGAAUUACAGUACUGGAAUAAAAUUCAAUCAAUGCAAAAAUUCAUGUGUGCUCGAUCAGGGUGUAACAUCUCAUUAUGCAACAUGACUAAUGUAUUUCCGAUGUCUCCUGAAGGACCCCAGGGUACUUUUUGUAACUCUUGGGGGCAAAUCCAUAACUUAAUUACAGUUACUGACCUUGAUGAUGAUGUAAAUGUGAUAGCAGUAGGAAAUCCAUCAACUGAAUGCUGCUGGUUCCCUGGGUAUAAUUGGACAAUAAUUUUAUGUCCGAAUUGUCAAAGCCAUUUGGGCUGGAGAUAUAAGGCUAAUAAUAUUUUGAAACUAACACCAAAAUAUUUUUAUGGAUUAUCUAUUAGUGCCAUAACAUUUAUUAAAGACUACUUACGUCCAGACAGAGAAAGACUCGAGGAAGUCAAUGAUGGAGAAAUGUUAGUGACAUUUUAAGAAAUCUUUUAAAUUUUCUUUUUAUAUCUUGUACAAAGUAUUUAACUGAACCACAAAUAUAUAUCAUGUUUGCUGCUUAA
Messenger RNA from Diuraphis noxia (Russian wheat aphid), 1873 nucleotides. Its product is annotated as protein cereblon-like. The record is from RefSeq and is a predicted model, not a curated record. Lineage: Eukaryota; Metazoa; Arthropoda; Insecta; Hemiptera; Aphididae.